Molecule: messenger RNA, 2106 nt
Organism: Closterium sp. Yama58-4
Lineage: Eukaryota; Viridiplantae; Streptophyta; Zygnematophyceae; Desmidiales; Closteriaceae
Source: the annotation of a GenBank genome assembly
AUGGAGGAAGCAGGAAAGAGCAGGCACACCCCCUCUGCCCUCUCUAGGCUGCCCCACUCCACCGCUGUGUGCCUCGAGGUGGCGGAGGCGUGGGUGGUGUCGGUAGCAGCGGCGCUCAUCCACACCCGCGCGUCUCUCGAGGCCCGCUUCCUCCAAGCCCAGGCCCACGCCGGCACUGCCAGGGGGAUCCUGGGGCUGGGGGAAGGGAGGUUGGGGGAAGCGGGGAGUGGGAGUGGAGUGGUGGGGAGUGAAGGAGCAGGGGCAGCAAGGGGAGCAGAGGGAGCAGGGGCAGCAAGGGGUGGUGAAGAAUCUGUGGGUGCUGAAGAGAGGGGGCCGUUCUUGGUGCAACAAGUGCCAUUCUCUGUGGCGCCGACUGUCUGUGAAGCUCCCAAGGCUGAGUCGUUUGGGAAGCAGCGGUUCCUGCGGCAGUUCAUAGUGGAUGGUGAGAGAGGGGGGCUUGUUGUGUGGAUUGCCCUUUUGCUUGGGUGUAAUUGCAGUGUUGCCCCGUGCAAUAGUGGGGCUCCUAAGGCUGAGUCGUUUGGGAAGCAGCGGUUCCUGCGGCAAUUCAUUGUGGAUGGUGAGGAAGAGGGGUGUAAUUGCAGUGCUUCCCCGUGCAACAGUGGGCCUCUUAAGGCUGUCUCCUUCAAGAUGCAGCAGUUCAUAGUGGGCGAUGAGAGUCGCCUGCACGGGGUGGAAGAUCUGUUUCCAAGAGCAGCGGCGGCAGGCCAACGAAUCCUAUGUGACUGUCUCUAUCGCCCCCUCCCCCUUCCCCACUUGCAACCACCAGAGGAUCUCAAAACCAUCUACUGCUUCGUGCCUAAAGUCGCUUGCACGGGGUGGAAAACGUGGUUCCGCGAGCAGCAGGGGCAGGCAAACGUGUCAGACGUGUUUCUCACCCACGACAAGGCACGCUCAGGCCUGCGCAUCCUGGCUUACCACUUCCCAGAGCACCGCGCGAUUGAGCUGCUGACCCGCCCGGACUUUUUCAAGUUCUCGUUCGUGCGGAAUCCGUACACGCGGCUGGCGUCGGUGUAUCUGAACAAACACGUUGUCUUGUGUGCUGUUCCCCCAUUCCACUCCUCUGUUCAUCCAGAUCGCUUCCACCCUGCCCAUUCAUCUCCCCUCUGCUUCCGCCCCCCCUCCCCUCAGAUGUUCUUCCGGAAAUUCAUUCCUUUCCGGCGGCUAGUCAAGGCGAAGAAGGGAAACGACCUGUUCACCUUUGGGGAGUUCGCGUGGCUGCUGAGGCUGAUGAGGGAGCAGCGCCGGGGACGCAUGGAGUCCCACGUUCAGCCGCAGAUCGACGCGUGCCGAUUCGACAAGAUCCGAUUUGAUUUUAUCGGGCGGUUUGAGAAUCUGGCAAAGGAUGUAGGGGUGGUGCUGCGGAGGCUGAACCGCAAUGUGGGGGAGUCGGGAGCGUUCAAGAUUUCGAAAGAUGCGCAUCCCACUAAUGCUGGCAGCAAGCUGCUGGAGCUGUAUGAUGAGGUGAGUGGUGUGUGUGAGGAUGUGGGGGUGGUGCUGCGGAGGCCGAACCGCACUGUGGGGGAGUCAGGAGCUUUCGAGAUCUCGAAAGACAAACAUCCGAAUGCUGGGAGCAGGCUCUUGGAGCUAUAUGCCGCGGUGCAGAUUGAUGCGCAUCCGACUAAUGCUGGGAGCAGGCUCUCGGAGCUACAUGCUGCGGUGCAGAUGGAUGCCCGUCCGACUAAUGCCGGGAGCAAGCUGCUGGAGCGAUAUGAUGAGAUAUCCAAGGAUGAUCAUCCGAUUAAUGCCGGCGGCAAGCUGCUGGAGCGAUAUGAUGAGAUGUCCAGGGAUGCCCGUCCGACUAAUGCCGGGAGCAAGCUGCUGGAGCGAUAUGAUGAGGAUGUUCAUCCCACGAGUGCUGGGAGCAAGCUGCUGGAGCUAUAUGAUGAGGUUGGAUUGCAUGGUGGUGCUGCAGAGGUUGGAUUGCAUGGUGGUGCUGCAGAGGCUGGAUUGCAUGGUGGUGCUGCAGAGGCUGGAUUGCAUGGUGGUGCUGCAGAGGUUGGAUUGCAUGGUGGUGCGCAUUUAAGAUCGCCAAGAAUACGUGCAGCUGACUCAUGCUGGGAGCAUCACCUGCCCGUGCAAGGGUAG